This is a messenger RNA of Ilex paraguariensis (yerba mate), 285 nucleotides long. Lineage: Eukaryota; Viridiplantae; Streptophyta; Magnoliopsida; Aquifoliales; Aquifoliaceae. The record is from the annotation of a GenBank genome assembly.
AUGAAGGUGAGAAUUCCCAAAUUGCAUGGACCGCAUGGUGAUCACUGUGGCUCACAGAGUCCAAUUGUGAAGCAUGAUGAUAUGAUCAUGUACCUGUCUUUGGUGGCAGUGGAUAGUGUUGGCGUUGGUUACAGUGAUGAUGAAGGUGGUCAAUCCUGUCAUAGCUCAAAUGGCUUGUUACCUCCAAUAGCACAUGUCCAAGCUGGGUUCAACUACAAUUGCGAAAGAGGACAUGCUAAAAGAGUCUGGGUCUUUCAAAUUCGAGAGGGUCAAGUCUGUGGUUGA